Molecule: messenger RNA, 5459 nt
Organism: Syngnathus acus (greater pipefish)
Lineage: Eukaryota; Metazoa; Chordata; Actinopteri; Syngnathiformes; Syngnathidae
Gene: polr1a
Product: RNA polymerase I subunit A
Exons: 37
Coding region: 128-5206 (1692 amino acids)
Biological process (GO): DNA-templated transcription
Cellular component (GO): RNA polymerase I complex
Molecular function (GO): DNA-directed RNA polymerase activity; DNA binding
Source: RefSeq, a predicted model, not a curated record
UUUCAGUUCCGUGGGCCCUUCAAAGCACGUGGGAGAAAGUCGUGCACGGCUCUAUGUUACAUGUGGUCAGAAAACCUAGCAAUGAUUUCAGCUAAGUAAACGUACUAAAUCUGGAUAAUCAUCCGAUAUGCUGUUUAGAAAAGACGUGCCAUGGCGGCGAUUGGAGGGCAUGUCGUUUGGCAUGUACUCUGCCGAAGAGAUACGGAAGUUGAGUGUAAAAACGAUCACCAACACGAGGUUGCUUGAUGGAGUCGGGAAUGUGCUCCCAAAUGGCCUGUAUGACUUGGCCCUGGGACCAGCAGACAACAAGGAGGUAUGCUCAACUUGCCACCAGGACUUCAACAACUGUCCAGGACACCUGGGACACGUAGAGCUACCACUUCCUGUGUACAACCCUUUAUUUUUCGAUAAACUCUACCUGUUGAUCCGUGGUUCAUGUUUGACGUGCCAAAUGUUAACAUGUCCACGGGCAGCCGUCCACCUGCUAUUGAACCAACUCAAGUUAUUGGACCAUGGAGCCAUGCAGCAAGUUUACCAGAUAGAGGAAUUUCUCAACCAGUUUAUAGAGAAGAACGGCAAAGUCACUGGUGACGAUAUUGCAGCAGCGUUGAAAGAGUUCACCGAUUCAGUCGUAACUGAAAGCUCAGGAAAGAUCAACCAGAUAAAACACAUUGUUGGAAGAAAAAACACUUUGAUAACUGAUUUCUGGAAAAAUCACAUGAAAUCUCGGAAAUGUCCCCACUGCAGGAGCAAGCGCUUCGCCGUCCGAAGCGAGCACAACAGCAAGCUGAUCGUCACAAUGCCCGCUGGCACGCAAAGCAUUCUCAAAUGUGAUGUAGUGGACAUGACGGGUGGAGACAAAGCCUACAUGACUGCCAGCACAGCUAGAGAACACGUCAACAUGCUGUGGAAGAAAGAAGGUUUCUUCCUGAAGUGUCUGUUUUAUGGGGUUAGGAACAACUCUGCGUCAAACGGAGCGGAAGAAGGUUUCUCUCCGGAUCUCUUCUUCCUGGAGUUGAUGGUGGUCCCGCCAUGCAGGUACCGUCCAACUAAUCGACUGGGUGACCAGAUGUUUACCAACGGUCAGACGGUCAACAUGCAAGCAGUGAUGAAGGACAGUGCAGUUGUAAGAAAACUGCUUUCUCUCAUGGCUGUUGAGAAAGGUACUCCGGAGGCUGAGUCUCAGGAUACUGAAGAGAAAGACAGGUCUUUUCUCUCAGAGAUUCCUGGAAAGACAUUAACAGAUAAACUCUACAACGUGUGGAUUCGCCUUCAGACACACAUCAACAUUGUCUUUGACAGUGACAUGGACAAAAUGAUGUCUCAAAAGUACCCAGGAAUCAAACAGAUUCUGGAGAAAAAGGAUGGAUUGUUCCGUAAACACAUGAUGGGCAAAAGAGUUGAUUUUGCAGCUCGAUCUGUCAUCUGUCCAGACAUGUACAUUGGAACCAAUGAGAUAGGACUUCCCAUGGUGUUUGCCACAAAACUAACCUACCCGCAGCCUGUCACGCCUUGGAAUGUGAAGGAGCUUCGCCAGGCCGUCCUGAAUGGCCCAAACGUCCAUCCCGGUGCGACGAUGGUGAUGAGUGAGGACGGCAGGAGAACUCUCUUGUCACCGAGCAGCUUUACACAAAGAGAAGCGGUUGCCAAGCAGCUGUUGACGCCCUGUCCGGGUCCACACAAGAUGCCAAUGAAAAUAGUGAACCGUCAUAUUAAGAACGGAGAUGUUCUGUUGUUGAACCGACAGCCAACCUUGCACCGACCGUCAAUACAGGCUCACCGUGCACGCAUUUUGCCUGGAGAGAAGGUUCUGAGGCUCCACUACGCCAACUGCAAAGCUUACAAUGCAGAUUUUGAUGGCGAUGAGAUGAAUGCUCACUUCCCACAGACCGAGCUCGGUCGAGCUGAGGCCUACACGUUAGUCAGCACCGACCAACAGUAUCUUUUGCCAAAGGAUGGGACACCUUUGGCUGGUCUGAUUCAGGAUCACAUGGUUUCAGGUGCACGCAUGACAAUUCGAGGCAGUUUCUUCACCAGAGAUCAGUACACCGAACUUGUGUACAGAGGACUGACUGACAAACAAGGGCGAGUUAAACUUCUCCGACCCGCAAUACUCAAGCCACAGAAACUCUGGACAGGAAAGCAGGUGGUGUCCACACUCCUCCUCAAUGUUAUUCCAAAAAAGGCCGUACCGUUAAAUCUGGUUGGAAAAUCAAAAAUCCCCAGCAAAGCAUGGAUCCAAAUUCCCCCACGAGCGACUCCUGGAUAUGACCCUGACACCAUGUGUGACUCGCAGGUGCUGAUCCGUCAGGGUGAGUUGUUAGUGGGGGUUCUGGACAAAGCUCACUACGGCUCCUCUGCGUACGGUCUGGUCCAUUGUUGCUACGAACUUUACGGAGGGGAGACCAGCGGCAAUCUGCUCAGCUGUCUGGCCAGACUCUUUACUGCUUACCUGCAGUUAUAUAGAGGAUUCACUCUAGGUGUUGAGGACAUUCUGGUGAAACCAGGUGCCAAUAAAAAGAGGAAAAGGAUUAUCAAAGAAUCUCUGAAAAUUGGCACAAGAGCCCUCCAGACAGCAUUCAACCUUCCCCCCGACGUGGAUGAAGCAGAGGCUAAGAGCCGAUGGCAGGAUGCUCAUCUCAAUCCGGACCAGCGAGAUUUUAGCAUGGCUGACCACAAAUUCAAAGAAGUGGCCAACCAAGUCAACAAUGACAUUAACAAGGUGUGUAUGCCAAUUGGCCUUCACACCUCCUUCCCAGACAACAACCUCCAACUGAUGGUCCAGUCAGGUGCCAAGGGUUCCACCGUCAACACCAUGCAGAUCUCGUGUCUACUAGGUCAGAUUGAAUUAGAGGGUCGUAGGCCUCCACUGAUGCCCUCUGGGAAAUCGCUACCUUGUUUCCAACCAUAUGACCCAGCGCCCGUUGCUGGAGGUUUUGUUACUGGGAGGUUCCUCACAGGCAUCAAACCACAGGAAUUUUUCUUCCAUUGCAUGGCAGGCAGAGAAGGACUGGUGGAUACUGCUGUAAAAACAUCUAGAUCAGGAUACUUGCAGAGGUGUAUUAUAAAGCAUCUGGAGGGUUUGGUGGUACAGUAUGAUCUGACAGUGAGGGACAGUGAUGGAUCUGUAGUCCAGUUCUUGUAUGGUGAAGAUGGGCUUGAUAUCCCUAAGACGAAGUUCCUGCAGCCGAGGCAGUUUCCCUUCAUUGAGGACAACUUUGAGGUAAUCAGAAAGUCGCAGGGCUUGGACGGGGUGUUAGCACGAGUGGACCCUCAAGGUGCCAAUAAACAUUUUUCAGCCAUACAACGCUGGAAAUCAAAAAGAGGGUUGGCUUGUCCUCGCAAAGGAGCAUUUCUAUUGUUUUCCCAAAAGAAGCUGGCGAAACUGAAGCAGACCGAUGCCGGAGUAAAUGUGUGCGGGAGGGAUGCGGCUGUUCUAAAACUGAUAGAACAGUGGCGUGCUCUAGGUGAAGAUGGGCAAUCAAAAUACAAAAAAAAGUCCUCCCGCUGCCCUGACCCCAGCCUGGCCAUGUUUAGGCCUGAUAUAAGCUUUGGAUCUGUUUCUGAAAGCUUUCACGACAUCACCGAGAAAUACUUGCAAAAUCGAGACACGAUGAGUCCACAGGGCUUGGAUACCGACAGACUUCGACCACUGUUGCAUUACAAGUGGCAGCGGUCACUAUGUGAUCCAGGGGAAGCGGUGGGUCUGCUGGCAGCUCAGUCCAUUGGCGAACCCUCCACCCAAAUGACCCUCAACACCUUCCACUUUGCUGGCAGAGGAGAGAUGAAUGUCACACUGGGAAUACCUCGACUGAGAGAGAUCCUGAUGGUGGCCAGCUCCAACAUCAAGACACCUAUGAUGAGUGUUCCGGUGUUGAACAGCAAGAAGGCCUUAAAGGGAGCUCAGAAACUCCGCAGACAACUUACAAGGGUCUGCUUGGCCGAGGUACUGCAGAAAAUCGAUGUGGUCGAGACAGUACGUAUGGAGAGCCUCCCUCGGUCGAGGAUGCAGACUUAUAAAAUCACUUUCAACUUUCUUCAUCCUGAGCAUUAUGCUGAAGACAAACAGCUCUCACCCCACAAGAUCCUCCACUACAUGGAAACUAGAUUUUUUUACCUCUUGCUUCAAGCCAUUGACAAACGUACUGCCAAGCUGGCCUCCAUUGCUGUGGGGACCCAGAAGGCCACCCUCAGAGACAAAGACAUUGAUGGUGAUGAAUUGGCUGAGCCACCAGGGGGGGAUGAUGGGGAGGACGUGGCGGAGAGAGAAAUAGUUGAUGACCAAGCGAAUGAAGGUGACGCUGACGCAUCAGAUGCCAAGAGGAAAGACAAGCAAGAAGAGGAAGUCGAUUAUGACAGCGCGGAGGAAAAUGAGGAUAAGGAUGAUGUGGAGGAGGAAGAGGAGGCGCAGGAGGAAGAGGAGACGCAAAAGGAAGCACAAGAGGAAGCGGAGGGUGGUGCCAAACAAUCCAAAAUGGAGUCGACAGCCGCGAAAAAGACUCAAGCGGAAAGUGGAGGAGUAGAAGAGUCUGCCGAUCAGAUGAGGGUGAACUUUGUCCUGAAUUCCAACCCAGCAAUAGAGGGCUACUGCUAUGACCUCAAGCAUGAACUGUGGUGUGAAUUGGAAGUGGCUUUCCCAGUGAGCAAAGUGUACCUUGACAUGACGUCAGUCGUGUCAAAACUAGCCCAAAACGCCAUCAUGGUGGAAACCAAGGGCCUGACCCGAUGCUUGCUGAAUGAGACCACAACCAAGACUGGAGAAAAACUGAUGGUUCUUAACACUGAGGGCAUCAACAUGCACAAAAUCUUCGAGCACAGCGAUAUCCUGGAUGUCAACAGGCUCUAUUCCAACGAGGUCCAUGCCAUGGCACAAACCUACGGGAUCGAAGUAGCUUUCAAAGUCAUAGAGAAAGAAAUCAAAGAUGUCUUUGCAGUUUAUGGUAUCCAGGUGGACCCCAGACAUUUGUCACUCGUGGCAGACUACAUGUGUUUUGAGGGGGUCUAUAAACCACUGAACCGCCAUGCCUUUAAGUCCAACCCCUCCCCACUGCAGCAGAUGACUUUUGAGACCAGCUACAAAUUCCUCAAACAGGCUACCAUGCUGGGCGCAAGUGAUCAACUCGUAUCGCCAUCAGCCUGCCUGGUGGUGGGGAAGGUUGUCAAAGGAGGAACAGGACUUUUUGAGCUCAAACAACCGCUGCAGUAGAGGGGACUGAUUUGGACACUUAUUGUAGGCAUUUUGGAGUCAUGACUUUCCUUGGACAGUGACAAUAAUCUCGCACACCUAUCAUGGAGUGGACGAGACAUGGGUAUCAUCACUGUCUUUGGAUGAAAGUAAAUGGAUCUGGAUAAAUAUAUUUAUAAAAAUGUUUUAUUAGUCCAAAUUACUAGAUGAGUUUGUACAGCAUAGUUUCUACUCAAGAUUGUGUUCUGAAAGAUACUGUAUGUUUUGUCUGAAA